This is a messenger RNA of Phycodurus eques (leafy seadragon), 943 nucleotides long. It is a transcript of the gene skp1, whose product is annotated as S-phase kinase-associated protein 1. The record is from RefSeq and is a predicted model, not a curated record. Gene Ontology annotation, biological process: SCF-dependent proteasomal ubiquitin-dependent protein catabolic process. Bases 120 to 611 code for a protein of 163 amino acids. Gene Ontology annotation, cellular component: nucleus; cytoplasm. Gene Ontology annotation, molecular function: cullin family protein binding. NCBI's taxonomy places the organism in Eukaryota, Metazoa, Chordata, Actinopteri, Syngnathiformes, Syngnathidae. The transcript has 6 exons.
AGCAAGCGUCAUAGUAGCAUACUUCAAUAAAGCGUCAACGACUCCUCCAUUUUCCCACUAAAACUGACAACAGAGGAUAGAAUUCCAACUGCAGGUUUGGAAUUAACAUAAUCACGAAAAUGCCCACAAUAAAGUUACAGAGCUCGGAUGGGGAAAUCUUUGAGGUAGACGUGGAAAUCGCGAAACAGUCUGUUACCAUUAAAACCAUGUUAGAAGAUUUGGGGAUGGACGACGAAGGAGACGACGACCCAGUGCCGCUUCCUAACGUCAACGCAGCCAUUCUUAAGAAGGUGAUCCAGUGGUGCACCCACCACAAGGACGACCCGCCUCCCCCCGAGGACGACGAGAACAAGGAGAAGAGGACUGACGACAUCCCCGUGUGGGACCAGGAGUUCCUCAAAGUGGACCAAGGGACCCUGUUCGAACUCAUCCUUGCUGCCAACUACUUGGACAUCAAGGGUCUGCUGGACGUGACGUGCAAGACGGUGGCCAACAUGAUCAAAGGCAAAACCCCUGAGGAGAUCCGGAAGACUUUCAACAUCAAGAACGACUUCACGGAGGAGGAGGAGGCCCAGGUCCGCAAAGAGAACCAGUGGUGCGAAGAGAAGUAGUGCAUCCCGCCAACAACAACAACAACAACAACACACACACACACACACUGAAUUGAAAUGUGUCCGCUUUAUUGCUUGCACUGGUUUUGUUCAUACUUUAAUAUUGACUUUAUAGCUUACUUCCAAAUAAUAGAGUACAGUGCACCUCCCCUCGCCUUCUCCAGUCUGUGUAUAAAACUAGCAUGAGAUUUUUAACGCACGUGUCAUUAUUUAAAUAAACAAGACCCUGUCCCUUUCUUUCCCUUGUAGUCAUCGAAAGAGAGAUUUUGAUGACUUUUCCCCCCUUGUGUUGGGAUGACUUUUUUUCCUUGUUUUUUUUUUUUUUUUUUUUU